GAGCGCCGUGCCCGACCGCGGACUGCCGUAUGUACCGGAGCGCUGGGCGGACAGCCUUGGGGGGCACCGGCCGCCACCUGAGUGACCGCGGGAGGAGGAUGCUGGGGGAGCCCCUGGGAAGCCCUGCCUGGGUCCUCCUGCUCUGCUGGAGCCUGGCUGCUUGCUGCACACGUGCCAUGGCCUUGCAGCCACCCAGCAUCACCACCCUGCGGAUGCCAGCAGAGCUUCCUCGCCCAGGUGAGAGUGUGACUGUGUCAUGUGAAGCACUGAGUGAGCUUCCAGAGAUGACGCUGCUCUACUGGCUGGAGAAUGGCUCCUUCGUGGAGAGCCUGCACCCGGAUGGGGCUGUGCGUGAGGGGACAGUGCAAGUCUAGGGAGUGCAAAGACCAAGGCUUCGGAUCAACAAGACAGCCUCAGGUGAACUGGAUGCAUGUCAUAGGAGAUCAAAGACCUAACAUGUGCUGUUACAAUUGUGCUGCUACAAUACCUAAGGCAAAGCCUUUGCAGAUAAAGGUCAGUGUUUGCAACUGAAUGCCAGAGAUCCUUCACAAUUUAUUAUUCCUACAACACAUGAGCAGUUUGAAUGGUGUUUUGCUAACUGUACAGCCUUGCAAAGUGCUUUGCAAAAUUUUUCUGACACCUCGGGAGGCCGUCCUGAAGGGCAAAGGAGCCUAGGAAGGCUGGAUGUGCUGUAAGAAGGAAUCUUCAGGGCACAGAAGCAGGCUACACUGAAAGAAGAGCCAGAGGGAGGGGAACUUUGUCUGGAACUCAGAGUAAAAAGGAGAGUUUAUAAUAUUUGAAAGAAGGGGCAGCAAAUCAGGAAAUCAACAAGGAUGUGAUGAGGCAGAGAGAAAACAAGAAGAAUGGAAGCUCAUGUGGCCACUGCUGUAAAAGACAAUAAAACAAAUGUGUCUAUAAAUACAUUAACCAUAAAA
Molecule: messenger RNA, 935 nt
Organism: Melospiza georgiana
Lineage: Eukaryota; Metazoa; Chordata; Aves; Passeriformes; Passerellidae
Gene: IL18BP
Product: interleukin 18 binding protein
Exons: 5
Coding region: 30-374 (114 amino acids)
Molecular function (GO): interleukin-18 binding
Source: RefSeq, a predicted model, not a curated record